Athene cunicularia (burrowing owl) is the source of this 1524-nucleotide messenger RNA. RefSeq names its product agouti signaling protein (gene ASIP). Bases 233 to 640 code for a protein of 135 amino acids. The record is from RefSeq and is a predicted model, not a curated record. Gene Ontology annotation, biological process: hormone-mediated signaling pathway; melanosome organization; positive regulation of melanin biosynthetic process. Gene Ontology annotation, molecular function: melanocortin receptor binding; neuropeptide hormone activity. Gene Ontology annotation, cellular component: extracellular region. The transcript has 5 exons. Lineage: Eukaryota; Metazoa; Chordata; Aves; Strigiformes; Strigidae.
AUUUAAAAGCAGGCUGCUCAGCUGUCAAACCGGAGGACAAACAACUCCAAAAGCUUUGCCUAUAUUCUCUGCAGAUCAGCAGAACAAGGGAGACCAGCUGCAUUGAUUUUCGUUAGGGCCUGAUGAAUAGGACAACAGCUUACUGUUUCGCUUAAGUGUUUGAACUUGGCCUCUGCACUGUUGCAUCUUAACCAGUUUCACUGCUUCAUUCCUCAAUAUUAUCCAGCUGGAGAUGAUGAGGACAAGGAUGGAAAGUAAGAACCUCUUCCUAAGCCUAUUGCUCUGCUACAGUUUGCUCAGAGCUGCCGAUUCUCAUAUGGUAAUUGAGGAGAAGACAGAAUGCAACCUGUCAAGGAGCAACAAAAUGAAUCUCUCAGAUCUCCCACCCAUCUCCAUAGUAGAUUUAACUAAAAGAUCCCAGAAAGUCAGCAGGAAAGAGGCAGAGAACAGGAAAGCUUCUAAGAAAAAUGCGCAGCUGAAGCCACCUCCAAAACCAAGGCCCACACCAGCUGCUGACUGUGUGCCAAACUUCAAAACCUGCAAACCACACUUGAAUUCAUGUUGUAACUACUGUGCUUUGUGCAAAUGCCGAAUUUUUCAGACCAUCUGCCAAUGUCUAAUGUUAAACCCAAAAUGCUAAGCCAAACUGGGAACACAAUAAGGCUUCUUUCUUUCCUUAGCUUCUCAAGCAUGUGUUUCAAACUGCCCCAUGUGUAUAGUAAUCAAAGUAGAGAGCUUUGAAGCUGUCAGCUUGGAUUUGCCCCUCUUAAAAUUAAAUGGACAAUUUUUUUUUUUUCAUGGGAUUAAUGCUAUCAUGAAUAGGAUUUUUUUUAUUAGGGAACAGGCAAGGGAGACUAACACUGAACGGGUGUUUUUACCAAAACUGACCUGAGUUUUAAGAAGUAUUCUGGGUUCUUGUUGGUUUUGGGGUUUGGAGUUUUUUCCUUUGAAGGGUCACAUUAACCACAGACUGCAGCAUAGUCUAACUGGCACUGCAAAACCUGCGCCAAUGGCAUGCAAAUAGCCACAUUAAAACAGGACUGGUUAAUCCAGUGAGGGACCAAAGCUAGGGUUUGUCUACAAGGACAGAACAGCACCGGCUUCCAGCACAGCCAAAAUAUCAUGCUGAAAAUGCAGGUUUCAGGGUUCACUCCCUUUUUGUACAUUCAGCAAAAAUCAGAACAAGAAUUUAUAUAGGUUAUUCUACCUGAAAAGACAGAUCCAAAACAAUAAGGCAAUUUUUUAAUCAUCCCCAGAUGAGCAUCAGUACCAUCCACCUCCGGGGCUUUUAGUCAUUUUACCAGUAACCAGUAUCUCCAAGGUGUGUAAUACACAUGUAUAUUUGAACCCUGAAUGUAUCUGUGCCUCAUAACUUCAAAAACAUUUUUUUCCCCAGCUGUAUCCAUAGGAAUAGAGUCCUCAGCCCUUCCUCUCCUGCUGCCAAGGACACAGUGCAUAUAGAGCCCAAAAGUAGGAACACAUAUCCAGGACUCUCAGAACGAGAAGAUCAGCAAAACAUGAAUA